AUGAAAGGGGGUAGGGUCAAGCUGGGAAUCAGGCUGGUGCCGGGGUCGGCUGGGGCCAGGCCUCAACCUCAACCUCACUGGCUGAAGCGAAGCGAAGCCGGGGUCGAGCCGAGGCUGACCCGGCCUGGGGUCAGGCUCAGGCUCACUGGCACUGGCUUAGGCCUCAGGCUCCCCCCGGCCGCUGGGCGGGCGUCGUUGUCAAGGCAACCGCAGGGGGCGCUACGCACACGGCCCCGCCCCCUCCACCGGCCCCGCCCCAGGCCCCACGCCCCGGGUCAGGCGCCCCGCCCCCUCCUCACGCCCCGGGGUCCCCACGCUGGCCCCCUCCCCACGGGGCCCCCUCCCCAGGCGGGGUCAGCCCCCUCCACACGGGGUCAGCCCCCUCCUCAGCCCCCGCCCCCUGGGGUCCCCGCCCCCUCCCACGCCCCCUGGGGCCCCCUGGGUCCCUCCCCAGGCUGGGUCAGGCCCCUCCCUGGGGUCAGCUGGGGUCAGGCCCACGCCCCGCCCCCUCCCCACGCCCCGGGGCUGGAGGCGCCCCCUCCUGGAGCCCCGCCCCCUCCCCACGCCCCGCCCCCUCCCCACGGGUCGCCCCUCCCCACGCCCCGGGGCCCCACGCAGGCUGGGCCCCCUCCCCACGCCCCGCCCCCUCCACGCCCCGCCCCCUCCCACGCCCCGGGUCAGGCUGGGGUGGGGUCCCCCUGGCCCCGCCCCCACGCUGGGCCCUCCCCCACGCCCCGGUCCCCUCCCCAGGCCCCGCCCCAGGCCCCACGCCCCGCCCCCUCCCCGCGGUCCCGCCCCCUCCCCACGGGGCCCCCUCCACACGCCCCGCCCCCAGGCUCCUCAACCUGGAACCGCUGGUUCAGGCUGGAGCCGGGCUGGGGCGGCGCUGGGGGGCUGGGCUGUGGCUGGGGGAGGGGCAGUGAGACGGAGCCUGCAGGUUGUCGAGCAGCUGUCGACAUGAGGUUUGCGGCUGUCGUGCUUGUGUGGCCCGGCCUGGGGUUUUUAGCUGGUGCCUCGUUUCUACACAGAUAUUCCUCUUUUUUACCAUCUCCUUUAAUAAUAGAAGGAAUAGAAAAUGACACAGUGAGGCAGUGGGAUUUUGUCACCCCAGCUUCAGAAUUUGCCGGAAGGAGAUCUGGUCUUGAUCAAGUGAAGAGAAAUUCUUCUGCAAUGGAUGAAUUGAAGCGGGCACGUAACAGUGAUGACAAUCUUGAUGAACCUUCAGUCCUUGCAGAUAUACAAACCAACAAAAUGGAUGACUUGAUCCGCAUUGUCCGCAAGGUGCAUUCCUCUGUUUUGCUACUUGGAUUUAAACCCACAAAUGAAGAAUCAAUUCGGUGGAGCUUCCUCAACUAUAAAACAAAUAAUUUGAUCAUCCAUUAUUCAGAAACCAGGUUUAUUUUGAAUCCAUUUUACCAACACCGAGCAAGGUUUAAUGUCACCGCAGGCACUCUGCUUCUCAGGAAUUUGGAAGUGCAAGACAGUGGAAUUUAUGAAGUGAUUUUGAACCCAAGAAGAAAGGAAACCCUUUCGAAGGGGGAUGAGAUUGCCGGAAUUUAUCUGGAUGUCCAAGAGCAGCUGCCCACCCCACUGAUAAUUCAAAACCCUCCAUUCACCUCGGAGCUGAUUAAGCUCCAUUGCCUUGUGAGGAAUGGAAAAAUAAAUUAUAGAAUUUGGCAAAAAGAUGCUACGCAAAUAGUGAAUGGUACACAUUAUAGACUAGAACAUGAUAGCAGCACAUUGUUUAUUGAACAUGUGACAAUGAUGGACUGUGGCACAUAUACCUGCACAGUGAUCAAUGAGGUCAGCUCUAACAAGAACACGCAUUCCCUCUUUGUAUACGGGGUUCUGUUUAUUCAUGAAGACGCUCUUAUAAGCUCAGUCAUUGCAUUGAUUAGUACUGUUACAUCGUUUACUGCGUCUGCUUUCAUCAUCUAUGGCAUGGAGGAUGAUCAAGUUAAAUUAUAUUGGCUACACGUGACUUCACUAAUUCUGGUCUUUCAUGGACUGUCCUUAUUCUGUCAGACAAUUUCAUUCAUAAUCUUUAACAUCUGCAUAGAAUUCACCGUUGCAUUCCGGGUUAGCUCAGGGAUUGGCAGUGUCUUCUGUUUUACGAUCAUUAUCUAUGUAAUGAUUCUUUUUCUGCACCAUCAUUCCGAAGACCCUUUGUCAUUUGCUUCCAAUCAAUGGAAGAAAAACGCCUUUCUAGUGUGUGAAGCAUUUGCUGUGCUCAUUACUGGUCUGCCAAUUUUUAAAUCAAAGAAAGAUUUUCAAACUUGUGACUUUCCGUACCAUGCCAUGUCUGUGAAGGUUAUCCUGUCAGUAACUCUCUACGUCUGUGGUCUUGGACUGUUUACCCUCUUUCAUGCAAAGUUCUCUUUUAGUAAGCAAAAGAACUAUGUCAAAUUGAAAGAAGUCAGAAGAUUCGUACACAGCCAAAUUGAAGAAUAUUAGCACUACUCCGAAU
Messenger RNA from Leucoraja erinaceus (little skate), 2467 nucleotides. RefSeq lists its product as uncharacterized. The transcript is spliced from 12 exons. Lineage: Eukaryota; Metazoa; Chordata; Chondrichthyes; Rajiformes; Rajidae. The record is from RefSeq and is a predicted model, not a curated record. The coding region runs from base 1 to 2454 and encodes 817 amino acids.